Plasmodium vinckei vinckei is the source of this 1485-nucleotide messenger RNA. RefSeq names its product V-type proton ATPase subunit B, putative. Gene Ontology annotation, biological process: ATP metabolic process; proton transmembrane transport. The transcript is spliced from 2 exons. Lineage: Eukaryota; Apicomplexa; Aconoidasida; Haemosporida; Plasmodiidae. Bases 1 to 1485 code for a protein of 494 amino acids. Gene Ontology annotation, cellular component: proton-transporting V-type ATPase, V1 domain. The record is from RefSeq and is a predicted model, not a curated record. Gene Ontology annotation, molecular function: proton-transporting ATPase activity, rotational mechanism; ATP binding.
AUGAGUAAAGAAGUUAUACAUACUAAGGUUGAGGCGUCACGAGUAAAUGCGUUGGCGGCUGUAAGGAACUACAAAGUUUGCCCAAGGCUUGAGUACAAAACAAUAUCAGGUGUGCAAGGUCCUCUAGUUAUCAUAGAAGAUGUUAAAUUUCCCAAAUAUUCCGAAAUUGUUACUAUACAUUUAAGUGACAAUACAUCACGCCAAGGACAAAUAUUAGAAGUAUGUGGUAAAAAAGCAGUAAUACAAGUUUUUGAAGGUACAAGCGGAAUAGAUAAUAAAAAUAGUUAUGUCGAAGUAAGUGGGGAUAUACUAAAAAUGCCAAUGAGUGAUGAAAUGCUUGGAAGAGUAUUUAAUGGUAGUGGUAAACCAAUUGAUAAAGGGCCAAAUAUAUUGGCAGAUGAUUAUUUAGAUAUUAAUGGAAAUCCAAUUAACCCACAAUGCCGUGUAUACCCAAAAGAAAUGAUACAGACUGGUAUAUCAACUAUUGAUGUUAUGAAUAGUAUAGUAAGAGGGCAAAAAAUUCCUUUAUUUAGUGCAGCUGGUUUGCCACAUAAUGAAAUAGGUGCUCAAAUAUGUAGACAAGCAUCAUUAGUUCAAGGGAAAGAUGUAUUAGAUCAUUCUGAUGAAAAUUUUGCAGUUGUUUUUGGUGCUAUGGGUGUUAAUAUGGAAACAGCUCGAUAUUUUCGACAAGAUUUUGAAGAGAAUGGAAAAAUGGAAAGAGUUUGUUUAUUUUUAAAUUUAGCUAAUGAUCCAACUAUUGAAAGAAUAUUAACACCAAGAAUAGCUUUAACAACUGCUGAAUAUUUAGCAUUUGAAAAAGAAAUGCAUGUAUUUGUAAUAUUAACAGAUAUGUCAUCUUAUGCUGAUGCUUUAAGAGAAGUUUCUUCAGCACGAGAAGAAGUUCCAGGUCGAAGAGGUUAUCCUGGUUAUAUGUAUAGUGAUUUAUCGACAAUAUAUGAAAGAGCUGGAAGAGUAGAAGGUAGAAAUGGUAGUAUAACUCAAUUCCCUAUAUUAACUAUGCCAAAUGAUGAUAUAACACACCCUAUACCUGAUUUAACAGGAUAUAUUACAGAAGGGCAAAUAUUUGUCGAUAGAAAUUUAUAUAAUAGACAAAUAUAUCCACCAAUUAAUGUAUUACCAUCUUUAUCUCGACUUAUGAAAAGUGGAAUAGGAAAAAAUAUGACAAGAAUAGACCAUCCAUAUGUAUCAGAUCAAUUAUAUAGUAAUUAUGCUAUAGCUCAAGACGUAAAGGCUAUGAAAGCUGUUAUUGGUGAAGAGGCGUUAUCAAACGAUGAUAUAUUAUAUUUAGAAUUUUUGGACAAGUUUGAAAAGAGAUUUAUUACUCAAAAUACAUAUGAAUCCCGAGACAUUUAUCAAUCUUUGGAAAUUGCAUGGGAUUUAUUAAGAAUUUUCCCAGAAGAUAUGCUAAAGAAAAUAAAGAGCGACAUAUUGUCCAAAUAUUAUCCUCGCCACCAUGCAAGUUAA